Messenger RNA from Entelurus aequoreus (snake pipefish), 639 nucleotides. RefSeq names its product keratin-associated protein 9-4-like. NCBI's taxonomy places the organism in Eukaryota, Metazoa, Chordata, Actinopteri, Syngnathiformes, Syngnathidae. The coding region runs from base 1 to 639 and encodes 212 amino acids. The transcript has a single exon. The record is from RefSeq and is a predicted model, not a curated record.
AUGGCGUCUCUACCUGCCCCCGUGCUUGCUACCUACCUGCACCCGUGCUUGCUACCUACUUGCACCUGUGCUUGCUACCUACCUGCACCCGUGCUUGCUACCUACUUGCACCCGUGCUUGCUACCUACCUGCACCCGUGCUUGCUACCUACCUGCCCCGUGCUUGCUACCUACCUACACCAGUGCUUGCUACCUACCUGCCCGCGUGCUUGCUACCUACCUGCACCAGUGCUUGCUACCUACCUGCCCCGUGCUUGCUACCUACCUGCAGCCGUGCUUGCUACCUACCUGCACCCGUGCUUUCUACCUACCUGCCCCCAUGCUUGCUACCUACCUGCCCCCGUGCUUGCUACCUACCUGCACCCGUGCUUGCUACCUACCUGCACCUGUGCUUGCUACCUACCUGCCCCCGUGCUUGCUACCUACCUGCCCCCGUGCUUGCUACCUACCUGCACCAGUGCUUGCUACCUACCUGCGCCCAUGCUUGCUCCAUACCUGCCCUGUGCUUGCUACCUACCUGCACCCGUGCUUGCUACCUACCUGCCCCCGUGCUUGCUACCUACCUGCCCCUGUGCUUGCUACCUACCUGCACCCUUGCUUGUAUCCUUCACUUGGGCGGCCUGGAACCAGCUGGACCUGA